AUGGCACUCAUCGCAUUGGUCGUCCUGGCACUGCUGGUCGCGGUCAACGCAAGUCUAGUUUCAAACUACCCGGUAAAUGCGCAAUUACCACCUGUGGCUCGAGUCUCACGCCCUUUUCACUUCGUCUUCUCACCAGGGACUUUCAGCGGUACAGAAGCGGGAACACAAUAUUCGUUGCAAAGUGCGCCUUCAUGGCUACACCUAGACAGUUCAAGGCGGACCUUGUCCGGUACUCCUACAAGUCUAGAUACCGGACCGAACAAAUUCAAACUCGUGGCCAACAAUGGGCCAGACUCUGCAAGCAUGGAAGUUACUCUGGUCGUCACGGCAGAGGAUGGGCCGAAGCCUGGAAAGCCACUGCUGCCACAACUUGAAGCCAUUGGUGCUACAUCAGCACCAUCAACAAUCUUCGUGCACUCCGGGGAUUCGUUCGUGAUCUCGUUUGAUCAUGAUACUUUCACGAAUACUCGCAAGUCGACCUUUUUUUAUGGCACAUCCCCGGAGAACACCCCUCUGCCAUCGUGGGUUCGGUUUGACCCGUCUAAUCUCGAGUUCUACGGUACGACCCCCAACACUGGGCCUCAGACAUUUACAUUCAAUCUUGUCGCCUCGGAUGUCGCCGGCUUCAGUGCAGCCACCAUGAGUUUUGAGAUGACCGUCAGUCCGCAUAUUUUGUCAUUCAAUCAGAGCACGCAGACUCUGUUCCUCACUAGAGGAAAGCACUUUAGUAGUAGUCACUUCCGCGACAUUCUAACCCUAGACGGCAGACAACCAGGAAAUGGUGAAGUGACUUCUACUGAGGCCCAGGCUCCGAGCUGGUUAACCUUCGACAGAGAUACUAUCUCCUUAAACACCUAUGAAGAUGUCACUCGAAUGAUUGUCACUCUGCAAUAUUCACAAUUCUUUACAGACGACAUCAAAGAGUGCAACGCAGUGAUUGGUGAUGACUUUGUGCUGGUCUUCAACAACUUGAUCUUGAAGGAUGACUCAGUCCAACUCGAAGUGAAUCUUGGUCAGCAACUGCCCUGGCUACGGUACAACCCUGAUAACAAGACCCUUUAUGGACAUGUCCCCUCGGAUCUUCAACCGGGCAGCUUCCCCAUCACGUUGACUGCUCGUGAGGGGACUGCAGAAGACAGCGAACAGUUUAUCAUCCGUGCUGUGCGAGGGGACCGACAAGACGGUAGCGUAGCUAAAUCAACAGACUCGAACAAUGGCAGUGGUGGCCACGGAAAGAAAGCCGGUAUCAUUGCCGUCGCGGUUGUGAUCCCUAUUGUUUUCGUGAUGGUUCUCUUGUCACUCUUCUGCUGUUGGCGCCACAAGCGCAAGACGAAAGCUGCAACGCAAGAAGAAGGGCAGUUUCCGACUGAGAAAGAUCCGAGACCAACUCCUUCGGAUCUCCCUCCGAGCCCGUCUCCAUCAUCAUCAAAGCCGCCAAAAUUGGAACUGAGGCCUUUGUGGAGCGAAAAAUCGCUGGAAGACAGCAGGCAAGCGCACGAUUCGGAUGACAAGGAAAACUCUCUUUCACAUUCGACGAUAGAAUGGGACUUUGCCCCCUUGACACGCCAUAACCCGCAUGAAGAGAAACAAGCAGAGGAUAUUCCUCCCCAGAAUAAACGGCUGUCGUUCCAGAGCAGUCCCUCAUUACAUAGACGAACAACGGCCAAUUCCACAAAACGAGAGCCGCUCAAAUCUAUACAGCCAAGAAGAUCACUUAAGAGAAAUUCGGCGGCCUCGUCUAGGUCCCGAAGGUAUUCCAGGCGCUCGAGCGGCAUUUCAUCUGUAGCCUCGGGGCUACCGGUAAGGCUGAGCGGCGCAGGUCAUGGAGCUGGAGGAUUCGGGCCUCCUGGACAUGGAGUGGUUCGCGUAUCAUGGCAAAACACUCAGGUGUCUCUGCAAAGCGAUGAGAGCAGCGUUGGAAACCUUGCUCCCCUGUUCCCCCGGCCUCCCCCUCGUGGGAGAAACAGCGUGGAAUUCAGGAUCCUUGACCAUCCAAGACAGCUCACUGUGCGGGCCGUGGAGCCAGAAAGCCCAACUAUUUCAGAAUCCGAUUCACUGGAAGCCUUCGUUCAUUACCGGGCGAAGAAUAGAAACUCCUCCAACCCCAUGUUCUCGGCGCAAUUCGCACGCCGGACAUCCUCUGGUCUCCGCGCCCUGGAGAGAGCUCGAAGUACGGCUAGUCGCGCGGACACAAUGUCCAGUUCUAUCUACAACGAUGGUCGUCGACAGUCGUACACCCAGGACCGUCCGGGUUCGAUGGCGAUGUCAGCAAUGUCUGCGUCCGUCUAUACAGAGGACAACCGCAAUUCGACCUUCUUGCAGUCACUAGGUCUAGAAGCCCGAGCCCAAUCUAGCCUAGCGCAGAAUUAUUCCAAGAUCAUCUCGCCGCUUCCCCGGUUCUUCAGCGAAACAAGCCUGAGUAGCAAUCGACGGUUGGAGCCUGGAAACCUGGUCGAUACCUCAGACGAGUCCCAGAACGUAAAUGAAGAUUCUUCUGGGAGUCAACGUCAAUGCACCCAUCGAUUUUCCCUGCGGAGGAGUCCUUCAACCUCAUCGGUUCCAGUCGACAGUACCGUACGCCGGGUGAGUCUGGUGCGGUUCGCUGGCAUGGAGAACCGGGGCGACCAGACCAUGAAUAAUGACCAACGAUGGAGAAAUCGUCAGUCUGUCAGCAUUGAGCAACCCGGCGACAGUGUACAAAGAGACGUUGUAAACAGUGUCAGGAGCGGCGCUAAUUUCGUGUGAUCAUGUCCAGUGAGAAAAUAGAGCAUUCAUCAUUCACACUUCUUGUGGCUGUGUUAUCCUUUCAUGGUCAGAAGUUUCAGUGUUAUACCUAGCUGUGCCGUUUUGGGUUUCUUGUCAUUACAGGGUGUAUUAUUGAUUCCCAAGGUGGCUGUUCUCUUUAGAUACAUAGUGGCCGGCCACGGUGUUUGACGUCCUUAAAGAACUCGUUUACUUCAUUUCUAAGGUAUUUCCGUCUCCUGGUUUGGUUCAUCCUUUAAGAGAGUGGUACCUAUAUCAUGAUGGUGUCAUCAAUACAGCCAUACUUGGUAAACUAGUAUCAACCAACUGGAAACAUGGAAGUCGAACCAUUCUUCACUAUGAAACUUGGAAGCUAUCUAUCUAGUCAUAGUUAAUGUAGAUAUGCAAGUGAUUAAUAAAAUCCCUUUAUAUUAGGUUUUAUGCAUAUCAGGAG
Molecule: messenger RNA, 3196 nt
Organism: Aspergillus novofumigatus IBT 16806
Lineage: Eukaryota; Fungi; Ascomycota; Eurotiomycetes; Eurotiales; Aspergillaceae
Product: putative transmembrane glycoprotein
Exons: 5
Coding region: 1-2745 (914 amino acids)
Cellular component (GO): membrane
Molecular function (GO): calcium ion binding
Source: RefSeq, a predicted model, not a curated record